Molecule: messenger RNA, 1493 nt
Organism: Stomoxys calcitrans (stable fly)
Lineage: Eukaryota; Metazoa; Arthropoda; Insecta; Diptera; Muscidae
Exons: 10
Coding region: 31-1431 (466 amino acids)
Source: RefSeq, a predicted model, not a curated record
GUUAUACAUGUAGUUGUACUAAAGUAGACAAUGAUGAAGCGGUUCAAGAGAAAAAAUAAAAUUCACCGAAGUUAUCAAGAUUAUUUUACUUCGAAUGACUUGCUGGACCCAGAUACGCCAUUGCGAAUAAAUUUGACAAUAGAUGAUUUUGAUGCGAAAGGUCAAGUGGCUAACCCUCGUGCUCCAUGUGUAGUAUCAACCAUUGAUCCAAGUUAUAUAAAAGAUGCUUCAUUGCAACGAAGAGCAAAAAAAUUUCGGAUGAAGACGGAUAUAUUACGUCUUCGGGAAAUUACACGAAAAAAAUUUGUAAUAUACGCCACACAACAAAAGUAUUUAGAAAAGCAAAGAGAAAGUGUCUACCAAGAAAAAAUUUACCAGCAUAUAAGCGAAUUUCAACAGUUUGCUUCAAAUGCAUUAUACAAAAUGGAAUCGAAUGCCUUUGGACAUAUGACGCAAGUUCAGAAGCAACUAACAGACUUGCAGGCAAUUAACAUAAAUGAAGAACUAAAGGCUGUCGCGGCGGAACAUCAACGAUUCCUUAUGGAAGUACAGGAAGUGUAUGCUCGUUUCCUGUUUCUUUUGAAACUUAUUGGCUACUUCGAUGAAAUCAUUGCACCAGAAGAUAUAGGUGAUAAUUUAGAUGAGUGCAAGUUACCAUCGCCUGAAAACAUUGUACGACUAGAAAUAAACGAACGGAAUCCAGUGGGUCAGAGUGAAGUGUCGAAUAUCAUUGUGUUCAUGGACAACAUUAUUAAGCCCUAUUUGGAAAAAAGAAAUCAUCUAAAUGCCGAUAUAUGGAUCAAGGGCUAUGAAAGGACCAGGCAAAAAAUAUUUAACUACAACCGAAGAUUUACUCAAGUGGCUUUGUUAAAUCAUUUAGUUUCCGUGAUUCACGAUAAAUCGGACAAAACUUUCUCAAGACGAACACAGCGGCCCUUAUUUUUAGUGGACACAAAAUUCCUAACACUUCGCAUUGAAUUGCUAAUGCAGCGUUCUCUGAAACUAUUAAACGAGUUUGAAAGGCAGCAGAAGAAAGACAAGCUGCAACUCAAAAUAAAUGCAAUUGUGCCAGUAAUCUUGCAAAAAAUUGAAGUUAAAAUGUACCAGCGUAAUGAAGCUCUACCGACACCGAAACAGGAUAAAAUAAAAAGCGAUAAAGGGACAAAGGUAUCCACGGUAGAUUUCCUUGGCCACAGUGAUACAGAUGCACGUAGCAAUGUGGAGAAACUGCAGUGGCAUCUUUUGAGUUUAUUACAAGACUUGGAGAAAUAUCCACCAAAUGCAUGUAAACAAAUUGAAGCCAAAGUAAGAAAGCGUUUUGAAAUGGAGAAGGAUUGCUCGCGAAGAGCAUUACUAAAACAAAAUCGUCUGUAUAAUUGGAUGGAUCAUUAUAGAAAACACGAAAAACUACGCGAUAAGAAAGCAAAAUAAAAAUUAUUAUAAAAGAGAUAUGUCUACAAUAAACUGAUUUCAAUUUCACAGUUUAGAAAUAA